Molecule: messenger RNA, 4621 nt
Organism: Ochlerotatus camptorhynchus
Lineage: Eukaryota; Metazoa; Arthropoda; Insecta; Diptera; Culicidae
Product: protein phosphatase 1 regulatory subunit 16A-like
Exons: 13
Coding region: 2395-4602 (735 amino acids)
Cellular component (GO): cytoplasm
Molecular function (GO): myosin phosphatase regulator activity; enzyme inhibitor activity; protein binding
Source: RefSeq, a predicted model, not a curated record
UCUCAGCUCGAGUGUGUUGUUGUUUCGGUAUUUCGUGCGAUUGUAUCGAAAUUUUCUGUGUUCAUUUGCAAAAAAUAACUCACCUGAACUUUGUGUUAUGUCGAAGAUCAUAGUGAGCUGUGAAAAUUUAAUGCGGUGAUACGUUAACGAACAGAACAAGAGUAUUCUAGUUGUGCGCCAGUGUGAGUGCAUGUGGGUCUUUCUUGAAAGUGACGGGAGAAGUUCAAUUCAAAGCCUACUUUCUUGCCCGAUCCCGACCGAUGGACCGACCGACCUUACGGUUGCUAGUGUAGUUAGUAUUUAUCUAAAUGGAUCACUGAAGCCACGGCAUGGCAUACUUGACCGGAAUGUGGUUUGAGGAAUUUGCUCUAAGUCCCCGCAUCCCUGGAUGAGGUGCUUUUGUAGUUGAACGAUAAUCAAGCAGCGAGAAAAAAAAAGAAGGUGCGAGUGUGCUCCGGGAAGUGAAAGGUCAAGUCGUGUUGGAGAAAUCCAGAAAACGGGUUAAGGAGAUCAACUACCAAAAGUGUCCAAAAGAAGCAAACGGAGCAGAAAGACGAAUUUGUUUAUCUUGUUUAUAGUGUGUGUUGUUCUGUGUUGGAUUCCUGACCUGAUGUGAUUCGGAGAAGAGUGGAAGGUGCGGACGAAUCGAAGUAAACGUAACAGGUGCGAUAUCUGACUGAACUACUACUGAGAGCAGUGCACGAUUGAGAAGACAAGGAAGCGACGAAGAAUAGCAAAAAAAAGAAGCAUACCUACACUUUUAAUCCGGAAAAUGAAUUCUAAAGUGCUGGAUGAUGGAGCACUAUUCGUCGUAGUUGGUGAAGUAAAGUAGCGGUUAAUUGUCGGAAAAUAGUUCGCCGUGCGAGGAGAUUAGCUUUGUACGUCGUUCAGCUGGAAUGGAAUGUUAAUGACAAUCGCUCCGACACACGGCCAUCGUGGAUGCCAACAGCGAAACAAAGUGUCAACACCGCCAACAACUCCAAUUCCGUUUAAAAAAAAUCGCCAAUUGCAACAACAACAACAACAACAGCAAAAACAAAGUCAUCAAUAGCAACAGUGUGUUUAUGUGAGUGUGAAUGUACGUGCAUCGUCAUUGGCAUCAAACCAACCGAAAAGCGUUACCAAUUUCGUUAUUUUUUCGCCACCAUUCUCAACAAUCCAUCUACCAUCAGCAGAAGUGUGACGGGUAGGGGGGGUCGAACAAAGGUGGAGCUUUGACCGACCGGAAAGAAGAAUAAUACUGCACCGUCGUUUCGUGAUCGUGUUUUGGUUCGGAGCUAGGCUGCGAGUGUUGUUGUACGUUGUACAACCAGGUGCAGUGAAAAAGAGUGAUUGUUUGCAAAAGCAAAAUAUGUACAACAGCAGCCAACCAGGUGUGAGGUAAUAUUAGAGCAGUGCAGCUGAAGAGUUUUCGAGCAAUACAAGAAGAACUCGAAACAAGUGGUGUCAGAGAGCUGAAAGUAAAAAAAAAAAAAGAAGUUUGGUGUUUGCAUGUGGCUUACAACGAGGUGUAAUUUGUUCCUUUUAAAAAACGAAAGUCGCUUGCGAAGAAAAGUGCACUCAUUUUCGAAAAGAAAAAAAUAAUCAUCCAACCAGCCUGCGCGGAGACUGACCUCAUCGUAGUAGUCGCUGAACGAGUUCGAACCGCGCGUAGUAACCGUCGGGGAGUGGUGUUUUGUAGAUUGCAAACAAGUUUCCUUUGCCUACUACGAGCAGCAGCAACGACGGCAUGUCAAAGAACUGGUUUGCUGUGCACCGCUUGCUGAGAGCUUGAAUGACAACAACAACAACAACUAAUUGAAAGAUCCCCAAAUUGGUUUGAACCACCGCCGCGCCGUGCACCACGCAGCUCAGCUAUCAGCGAUUCACAGUUUGGCGAGAAACUGAAAAACACUCACUCAGGAGAUUGAGAGAACAAAGUGCGAGAGAGAGAGUGAGCCUACUACGAUGCGUUCCACAUUGGUGGCGAGGCAUCGGCUAGGUCCUCCACCGUCAUCAUCAUCAUCAUCGUCAUCGCAUCACCAUUGCAAAAGUACCAAGUGCUAAUGCAAUUAGUAAAUCUCCAAGUCAACUUGGACCAAACGAGCGUGACUUCCGAAUAACCUGCGCUCGACUGCGGGCCUAAGUGGUUUCGGAUAUUGAACGACCUGCUCCUCUUCUGCAAACUAGAGCGAACCCACCGUCGUCAUCAUCAUCAAUCAUCGGGCGUCCAAAGAGCGAUCAAAGAGUGCGGCGAAAACGACGGAGGAGCAGUCUCGGCAAAUCGCAGCAAUCCCCAACACGUCAAUUAACGCUGCUGAAGACGAAGAUCAUCAUCAUCAUCAUCAUCAGCAUCGGAAGAAACAACAACAGCGGAGGAGCAUCGGCCGAAAGUUGAGCUUCGAUAUCGGCAAAAUGGAGCACUCCGAUUUAGUUAGCGAGAUGGCUCAGGUCGAGCAUCUUUCCACGCAGGACCGGCUGCAUCUCGCGCGGAUGCGCCGCGCGCAGCAACUAAAGUUGGCCAAACAGCGGGACAAGGAAUGGCUCAAAGCCCAACGGAGCAAAGAACGGAUGGCGAACCAGCAGCACAUGUCCACCUACAAGCGGCACAUCACCUUCGAGGACAGCGUGGUCCUGUUGGAGGCCGCCGCCCGCAACGAUAUCACAGAGGUGGCUAAGUUACUGCAGAAGGGCGUCACGCCGGACGCGACCAACAUGGACGGUCUGACGGCGCUGCACCAAUGCUGUAUCGACGACAAUGCGGAGAUGUUGAACCUGCUGCUCGACUACGGGGCGAACGUGAAUGCCCAGGACAGCGAGCGAUGGACCCCGCUGCAUGCGGCCGCCACCUGUGGCCAUCUGAAUCUGGUCAAGAUUCUGAUCGGGCGCGGUGCGAACCUGCUCUCGGUGAAUGCCGACGGGAACAUGCCGUACGACAUCUGCGACGACGAGGAAGCGCUGGACUACAUCGAGGCGGAAAUGUCCAAGCGGGGCGUGACGCAGGAGCUGAUCGACGAGACGCGAGCGGCGACCGAGACGCAGAUGCUCAAGGAUCUGCAGGACAUUGCCGUCCAGGGAGGGGAUCUGGAAGUACCUGACAGCCAAGGGGCGACGCCGCUUCACAUAGCGUCCGCCAAUGGCUACACGAGAGUGGUUGAGUUCCUAUUAGAGCAGCAUGUAUCGACAGACGCCGUAGACCACGAUCUAUGGACACCGGUACAUGCUGCCGCCUGUUGGGGUCACCUCGAAGUCCUGGAGAUGCUAGCGCAAAGUGGCGCCGAUUUGAAUGCCAAAAACAAAAACGACGAAACACCUUCCGACAUUUGCGAAGAUCCGGAAAUUCGCGAACGGAUAGAACAGCUCAAAUCGGAACAGGAGAGCAAACGACUGGCCGAAGCCCAGCGGAAGCGGGUGCGGCGAUCCCAAAGCAAUAACACCAGGGCCCAAUCGGUGCGGCGAACCUCGCUGCGAGACAAAGGUCUCACCACCAAGAAGGACGCCGUCGAGGAAGCCCGGUUCCGAUUGCAAGCGCAAGAGGGCUACACGACACCGGAUGGACCGACGUCGAACACCAGCACCAACAACAGCUCAACGACAAACGCCGUCGUCAAUAACAACAACAACACCAACACCAAGAACACCAACAAUGGUCAUCUAAACUCUGUAAAUAACAAUAGCAUCAACAGUGGUGACUGCACGACGAAUGUGGCGUUGAAUAACGGACUGAAUAACAAUACUCGUUACAACAAUAACCUGAACAACAACAAUAACAACAACAACAACAUUAGCAGUAAAGACCACAACUACGGUCCCGCUACGAACCCAUCAUCCACCACCUCGUCGGCGUAUUCUUCGCAACCGCCGUCGCUCAACCAGUACGACCGCCGAUCGCCCGAGGGCAAGGACAAUGAUUCCUACGUGAGCGAAACCAGUGGCGGAAAGAUGCUGAACAACAACAACAACAGCCUCAACAUCAACAACAACAACAACAACAAGAUACUAGCCUUAUCAUCCUCCUCUCCAUCCUCAGUCAAUGGUAAUCUAGUCAGUAGUAGUAAUAGUAGUAACAAUCAACAAUCGAACAUUCCAAAUGCCGCGGCGACGACGACGGCAGCGGCACCGGCGGCGACGGCCACGGCGACGGAAGUGUACUCCACCUCCAACAACGAGAACGGCAAGAUCAACGUCCAGGUGACAGUCCUAGUGGAUCCAUCUGUCGCAGGAACGUUAGCCGACCUGAAGAAGCACCGUUCGCAGAACCGGUCCAGCGUCAGUCCGGACAACGGGUCCCUGCUGAGCGCCCAGAGUUUGGGCAGCCUGACGACCGGCGCCAACGGGCAACCCCUGGAGCUGUCACUGGUCUCUGGAACAGCGGCGACGGCGGCGGCGGAUCAUCUCCAUUCGUAUCCGCAUGGCAACGGAAACGGAAGUCUCGUGGGAGGAGGUGGCGGCGGUGAUAAAUCGGGAAUUUCCACGCUGAGCAGUGCAACUGGCAACGGGUCCCUGGUGAUGGCUGCCGGAGGCGACGGAACGCCCAGUGGGACGCUGAACAAGUUCAGUGGCAAUACCAGUGACGUCGUCAGUGAUAGCACCCGCUCCCGGCGGUGCUGUGUGGUAAUGUAAACAAACAAUAGAGGCCGAC